Molecule: messenger RNA, 1212 nt
Organism: Bombus impatiens (common eastern bumble bee)
Lineage: Eukaryota; Metazoa; Arthropoda; Insecta; Hymenoptera; Apidae
Product: putative glutathione-specific gamma-glutamylcyclotransferase 2
Exons: 3
Coding region: 397-1071 (224 amino acids)
Biological process (GO): glutathione catabolic process
Cellular component (GO): cytoplasm
Molecular function (GO): glutathione specific gamma-glutamylcyclotransferase activity; gamma-glutamylcyclotransferase activity
Source: RefSeq, a predicted model, not a curated record
AUCAACACAGCGAAUGGCAAGUACAUCGGUACAUAGAAAUUUUGAAAACAUUUUAAAUAUUAAGUUUUACUACCAAAUACUUUUAAUAACCGUAUAUCAAAAUAAAAUCAUCUGAUCGUCAAUAGACAUUAAAACUUACACAUUUAAAUCAAUAUGAAAAUUCGUUCUCUCUUCGCACACGAAAAUUUGAACAUUCGCGUGAUUAUCUGACGUACUUUUCAUUAAAUAUGUAUAUGUACUGUAUAUUAUGUACAUAUAUGAUGUUCAUAAUUUCUCUCAAUAUACAUACUAAUGUAAAAUUAUUUUGGACAAAAGAUUAGAAAAAGAAAAAUAUAAUUUUAAAUGAAAAGUUCAAACAAUCAUUAAGGCAAUUACUAUUUAACAAGAAAAGUAAUAAUGUGGGUGUUUGGUUAUGGUUCACUGAUAUGGAAAGCAGACUUUCCUUACGAAGAAAUUCUCGUUGGAUACAUCAAAGGAUAUAUCAGAAGAUUUUACCAGAAAAGUAUAGAUCAUAGAGGAAUACCUAGUAGACCUGGUCGUGUUGUAACAUUACUUAAUUCUGAUAAUCCUAAUGAUGAAGUAUGGGGUGUUGCUUAUAGAAUAUCACCCCAAAAUAUAGAUAAAGUAGUAAAACACUUGGAUUACAGAGAAAAAGGAGGUUAUGAAAGAAAAAGUGUUCUCUUUUAUCCAUCUUAUUCCAUUAAAAAUACUGCACCAUAUUCUUUAACAGAUAAUACUUUUCCAAAUGAUCUUAAAAAUAAAAAACUAUUAUCAUCAGUUUCAGAAAAUAUGCGAUUUUAUAUCACAAUUUACAUAGGUGGUGAAGAUAAUCCAAAUUAUGCAGGUGUAGAGGACAUAUAUACAAUAGCAAAACAGAUACUAGUGUCUCAUGGUCCUAGUGGAACAAAUACAGAAUAUUUAUAUAAUUUGGCAUCUGCAAUGCGAGUAAUAGCACCAGGUAUAAAUGACGAACAUUUAUAUACACUCGAGGCAACUGUGAAAAUGUUAGAGCAAGAAAAAAAUAUGGAAAUGAAAUUGGAUAAAAAUUUAUGUGAUAGUGAGAAUGGAUAAGAAAUGUGUUUUUUUAAUAAUAUAUUUCAGAGCUGAAUAAUGUAACCAAAAGUUUGUACUUAAAACAUUGGAAAAUAGGCAAAUUAUUUGUAUUAUCUGUGUAAUUAGAAAAAAUAAAUAAAACCUUUGUAUAGUAUGAAA